UUAUCCACAGAAACUACUGGAGCUGCCGGAACAUCAGAAGCGUGCAGGAGGUUUACUCAACAAUAAUUUGGCGCUGCAGAUGAAAAAUGCUACUUUUUCUUGGGAAAUUUACAAUAUUGAUUUCAAAGGACAAGGAAAAUCUGGCGGAAGUCCAUCUAAAGAUAUGAAGGAAAAAAAGAAGCCCGAUGUGAAGAAGAAUGGUGCAGUCAAUGGAACAGGACUUCAUACUAAUGGCCUUGUCACCAGCGGCCAUGUUAAUGGUACUACAAACAGCCCAGCAAAGGAACGCAACACAGAUCUGGUAAAGAGUGUGGAAACCCUCUUCAACAUCAACCUCUCUGUUGAACGUGGCAAGCUUAUUGGUGUCUGUGGCAGCAUAGGUUCUGGGAAGAGUUCUCUUAUAUCUGCAAUCUGUGGUGAUAUGAAAACACAAGGUGGGAGUGUGCAAGUGAAUGGACAGCUGGCCUUGGUGACCCAGCAGGCCUGGAUCUACAACGACACUUUCCUUGAGAAUAUCCUGGUGGGCCAGAUGUUUGAUCCAGAGAAAUACAAGAAGACCCUCUAUGUUUGCUCUCUAGAAUCUGAUAUAGAACUCCUGGCUAAUGGAGAAAUGACCGAGAUUGGAGAGAGGGGCAUUAAUCUCAGGUGAGUUUGAAAUAAUAUUAAAUUUCUCCUUUAA
This is a messenger RNA of Homarus americanus (American lobster), 679 nucleotides long. RefSeq names its product multidrug resistance-associated protein 5-like. Gene Ontology annotation, cellular component: membrane. NCBI's taxonomy places the organism in Eukaryota, Metazoa, Arthropoda, Malacostraca, Decapoda, Nephropidae. Gene Ontology annotation, biological process: transmembrane transport. The record is from RefSeq and is a predicted model, not a curated record. Bases 80 to 649 code for a protein of 189 amino acids. Gene Ontology annotation, molecular function: ATPase-coupled transmembrane transporter activity; ATP binding; ATP hydrolysis activity. The transcript has 3 exons.